Molecule: messenger RNA, 1619 nt
Organism: Bicyclus anynana (squinting bush brown)
Lineage: Eukaryota; Metazoa; Arthropoda; Insecta; Lepidoptera; Nymphalidae
Product: facilitated trehalose transporter Tret1-like
Exons: 1
Coding region: 97-1383 (428 amino acids)
Biological process (GO): transmembrane transport
Cellular component (GO): membrane
Molecular function (GO): transmembrane transporter activity
Source: RefSeq, a predicted model, not a curated record
AAUCAAUCAAAUAAUUAUGAUAUAAAGGAAUUUCUGAUAUAAUAAAUAUUUUGUAAAUAAAAUAAAUUAAUUUGUACAUUUUUAUUUUCAGCCUCUAUGUCUGCAUACAGCGCGAUCCCCUGUGCAAUCUUUUUGCCCAUGAUAGCAUUUCGAUUCGGACGAAAAAUCUGUUUAAUAUUAGUUGGUCUUGAUAUAUUGAUUGCGAAUAUAAUUUUCUAUUGUAGUACAGGUAUCAUACAACUUAUUAUCAGUCAAGCUUCGCUAGGUAUACAUACAGCUUCAUUAUUGUCAAUCACAGUUAUGGUUAUGUCUGAGUACACUUCGCCUAAAUACAGAGGUAUUUUUUUGACACUCAAGGCAGCUACCUUUUUUUGGGGCAUCUGGGUCUCAAAUGCGAUAGGAACUUUCUUUCACUGGAAAAAUAUAGGCAUUUUAAUUUUUGUUUGUGACACUUACAAUUUAAUAUCAUUCUUCUUCUUUUGUGAGUCACCGUACUGGUUGGCGACAAAAGGACGUUUUGAUGAGUGUACAGAAGUUCACCGAUGGCUAAAAGGUACAAAUGAAGAUUCCGAAAAUGAACUAGACAAGCUAAUUGUAUCACAAAAAGACCAUUUAAAUUUGAAAAAAAAUGCCUUCAGUAAGCAAACGAAACACGGUCAUAUUAUUAAAUUUUUAAAAGUUAUAAUAAGUAAGGAAUUUUAUAAGCCUCUUGUAUUUGCAAGCUUGCCAGUAUUUUUGUAUUACUUUUCAGGUAAAAUAGCUUGCGCAGUUUACGCUUUAGACAUUAUUAAAAAAAUCACAUCUAGUGAACAAAUGGCAUAUGAGGGUAUGCUAAUUUUGGACGGAGUGACGGUGGUAGGAAUGUACAUAGGUUGUGCAAUAUGUAGAUUUAUAUCACGACGAAAACAAUUAAUAUUAUUUUCUUCGGCUGGAGUCAGUUUUCUUUAUAUAUUGUCAAUUUAUUUAUAUUUGAUUAAAUUCAAUACUAUUUCUGGAAAUUAUUAUGUGUCCUUGUUUCUAUUAAUGGGAUUUUCAAUAAGCAUUUGUUGUGGACCUAUAAUCCUUGCGGCAGCUUGUUCCGCAGAGUUAGCGCCAUUGCGAUAUAGGAGUUACUUUGUGUGCUGUCUUGCAAUUUUAACUAAUACGGUGUUGGCAACGACACUCAAAAUUUCACCGUUUCUUUUCAAAAAUUUUGGUAUGCACGGGACUUUUCUUUUUUACGGUAUAUCAGCAAACGUAUUUCUUUGUAUAAUAUAUAAAUAUAUGCCCGAAACGAAAGACAAAACUAUCCAGGAAAUACAAGAAUCAAUAACUGGUGUCAGUAAGAAUCCUUUAGGUAAAAUUGAACUCCUUCCUUUACAGAAACCAAAGUAUUCGAAAUAAAAAAAGUUUGUAUGAUCAUGCCAUUUUAUCAGUAAAGGAAACUGGGUAUUGGAGAAGGAGGGAUUUAUUUUCAAUAAUCGUAGUAAUGCAUCAAUCCAUUAGAAAUAUAUUUAUUUGAAUGUAAUUUAUGCUAUUUUACUAAUUUAUCAAUUAAAUGAAGUAUAUUAGCAGACCUCUCAUAUAUACGUACAUACUCGUACUCGUAUAUAUACUUUACCUUACCUUGAUUUUAUUUA